This is a messenger RNA of Spirodela intermedia, 1320 nucleotides long. NCBI's taxonomy places the organism in Eukaryota, Viridiplantae, Streptophyta, Magnoliopsida, Alismatales, Araceae. The record is from the annotation of a GenBank genome assembly.
AUGGCGUUGUGGAUAACCAGCGGCGAAGGCGACGAGAGAGGGAAUGUCUUCUUGGUGAACUCCGGGGAGAAGUUGAGGCAUGUGUCGACGCUGGAAAGAUGGACGGAGGCGAGAAGGAUAUCUCUGAUGCGUAAUGAGAUACGCCUGCUCCCUGAGGAGCCUCGUUGCCCCAAUCUGCAGACGCUGUUGCUGAACCACAACGGACAUCUUCUGGAGGAAAUCCCCGGUGGGUUUUUCCAGUUCAUGCCGAGCCUUCGUGUUUUAGAUCUGUCGUGGACGGUAAUAAGGGUUCUCCCCCCGGAAAUCGGGUCACUGGUAGAACUGCGGUAUCUCGAUCUAUCAUUGACUCCCCUGGAAUCAUUACCCAUGGAGGUCAGGAAUUUGACGAAGCUGAGACAACUGCGUUUGGAGUACACCUCGUUUCUUAAGAGUAUCCCACGCGAGGCGGUCUCAUCGCUUGAAAGGCUGCAGUCGUUGAACAUUUAUGGGAGUAACUAUGAGUUUAGAGCAGGAGGGGAGGGCGGUGGUAGCGAUGGUGUGAUUGACCAUGAGGGGAGACAACUCUGUCUGAAAGACUUGGAGGACGGCAUGUGGAACCUGACGGAGCUCGGUAUUUCUAUAACAUGGAUGACGCAUGAAGACCUGAAGGCUGUACUGAACUCUCAGAGACUGUCUGCGUCGAUCAGAUUUCUACAGCUUCAACAGGUUCGACUCUCGUCUGUUGAUUUGGGAUUCAUGAAAGCCCUGAGAAUACUUGAGAUUUCGGAUUCUACCGACUUGGAAGAGCUGGUCUUCAACACGAAUCAGCUCUCGGAGCUGGAGGAACUGGAAUUGGGUGAACUUCCCCGAGCAACGAUCUCUUGGAAAGAUGGCUACACCACAGCUGCCAUCUUCAAAAACCUUCAGAAAUUGUGGAUUAGGAAAUGUGACGCAUUGGAGGACAUAACCUGGAUCAGACAACUGCCCUGCAUUGAGAUGUUAGGACUAACUGGAUGUUCGAGAAUAGAAGAGGUGAUAGUAGUCGAAGAGGUGACGGUGGACAACGUGGAUUAUCAAAAUGAUUCUUUCUUCCCUAAAUUAAAGCGGAUUUGGUUGGAAGAUCUUCCGAAUUUGAGGAGCAUAUGUAGGCAUCCGUUGUUGCUCCCUUCCUUGGAGGAAGUCGCAGUAAUCAACUGUCCAGAGCUGAAGAAGCUGCCCUUUGGGUUCUCUACUGCCAAGAACAUCCAAGAAAUCUAUGCUGAACAAGAAUGGUGGAAUGGAUUAGAGUGGGAGCAUGAAGACGUCCGGUCCAAGUUUACCCCUUAUUUUCGACCAAGGUAG